AACAGAUGACGCGUUCUCGAGAAAUUCCUGGAGAACUAGAAGAAGGAGAGGCAAGGAAGAUGGAGACGCCAUUGCUGGAUGGAGAGAGUAGUAGAAAUCAACAACCUGGAAAGAGGACGAAGGUGUACCAGAGAAGAUCAGAUGCCAUCACUCAAGGAACGCCUUAUCAGAAAGCUGCUGCACUUAUUGAUCUGGCAGAAGAUGGUAUUGGUAUACCUGAGGAAGUUCUUGAUGAAUCAAGAUUUGAACGUGCAGCAAAGUUCUACUUCAUCUAUAUUCAAUUUGAUUUCCUCUGGUCUCUUAAUCUUUUUGCCCUGAUAGUGCUGAAUUUCUUAGAGAAACCUUUAUGGUGUGCCAAGUAUGGUCCAAAUUCUUGCAACAACAGAGAAUAUUUCUUCCUUGGGCAGUUGCCGUACUUAACUGGUGCUGAGUCCCUCUCUUAUGAGAUCAUAACUCUCCUCGUACUAGUCGUGCAUACCUUAUUUCCUAUUGCUUAUGAGGGAAAAUAUCUUUAUUGGAAGAACCCUUUGAACAAAUUGAAGGUCACUUUUCUGUUAGUUUUGGUCGCUGAUUUAUUUGUUUAUGGUAUUUACAUAUCUCCGGUACCCUUAGAUUCUCUACCAUUGAGGAUUGCUCCAUAUAUUCGUGUUCUCUUUUUCAUUUUAAAUGUUAGGGAAUUACGAGCAUGCAUCAUCACGUUGGCUGGAAUGAUGGACAUGUACCUCAAUGUCCUGGCUCUUGGACUUUUGUUUCUUUUAUUCUCCAGUUGGUUAGCUUAUGUCAUAUUUGAAGAUACUCAGCAGGGAAAGACAGUAUUUUAUUCCUAUGGUGCCACCCUAUAUCAAAUGCUUGUUUUAUUCACCACAUCUAACAAUCCUGAUAUGUGGAUCCCUGCAUACAAGGAUUCGCGUUGGAACUGUCUGUUUUUUGUUCUGUAUGUGCUAUUAGGGGUGUACUUUCUCUCGAAUCUGAUUCUUGCUGUUGUAUAUGAUAGCUUCAAAGGUCAGCUUGCGAAACAAGUUGCUGAGAUGGACUCUACAAGGAAGAGGAUAUUGGAGAAAGCAUUCAGUAUAAUUGAUAGAGAUAACCGUGGGUUUCUUAACAAAGAGCAAUGCAUUAAGCUGUUUGAAGAGUUGAACAGAUACAGGUCCUUGCCUAAAAUCCCUAAGGAAGAAUUUGAGCUAAUAUUUGAUGAGCUGGAUGAUAGUCAUGAUUUCAAGAUUAAUAUGGAUGAAUUUGCUGAAAUUUGCAAUGCUAUUGCAUUGAGAUUCCAAAAAGAGCCCCCUAUAUCUUGUCUUGAGAACUAUUCAUUUUACCAUUCGCGUGCAUCUGAAAAGUUGAAAGCGUUUGUUCGGAGCAAAACAUUUGAAUACAUAAUCGCUUUCUUUCUCAUGCUCAAUCUAAUUACCGUCAUUAUUGAAACAACGCUUGAUAUAAAGAACAGUUCUGCUCAGAAGAUUUGGCAAGUGGUUGAGUUUGUAUUUGGCUGGAUUUAUGUCUUGGAAAUGGCUUUAAAAGUUUACGCACUUGGGUUUCACAAUUAUUGGAUGGAAGGUCAAAAUCGCUUUGAUUUUAUUGUCACAUGGAUAAUAGUUGUUGGGGAAACUGCAACUUUCUUCUCCCCACAUGGCCUUCCUUUUCUUUCGAAUGGGGAAUGGAUUCGUUACCUUCUUAUUGCAAGAUUACUGCGAUUAAUCAGGCUUUUGAUGCAUGUGAAACGUUGCAGAGCUUUUGUUGCAACGUUUUUAUCCCUCAUUCCAAGUUUGAUGCCAUACCUUGGGACUAUCUUUUGUGUGCUAUGUAUCUAUUGCUCUCUUGGUUUGCAGAUAUUUGGUGGGAUUGUCAACUCUGGAAAUCCUAAUUUGGAAGGAACAGGUCUUUAUGAAAAUGACUAUCUGCUUUUCAAUUUUAAUGACUACCCAACUGGGAUGGUGACACUUUUCAAUUUGCUAGUCAUGAAUGACUGGCAAGUGUGGAUGGAGGGCUACAAAGAAUUGACAGGGACCUCUUGGACUCUUACAUACUUCAUCAGCUUUUACCUUAUAACAGUGAUGCUGCUUUUGAAUCUGGUCGUAGCUUUUGUUUUGGAGGCAUUUUUUGCAGAAAUGGAACUUGAAACCAGAAAUGAAUCUGAACAAGAUGGCAAGGAAGCAGGGAGGAGGGGCAGGCCACGAUAUGUCGGCUCAAAAACACGGAGUCAAAGGGUUGAUGCUCUUCUUCAUCAUAUGUUGAGUGCAGAGCUAAGUCAAACUCAAUGCCCCAAUCCUUAGGCUUUAUGCUCCUUCUCUGGUGGCUACUUGAAUCAAUGUGUGGACUCCUGAUCUUUAUUUUGGCCAUGUUAUUUCUUAACAUACUGGCUGUCUCACU
Telopea speciosissima is the source of this 2367-nucleotide messenger RNA. RefSeq names its product two pore calcium channel protein 1B. Gene Ontology annotation, cellular component: vacuolar membrane; plant-type vacuole. Gene Ontology annotation, biological process: transmembrane transport; calcium ion transport. The record is from RefSeq and is a predicted model, not a curated record. Gene Ontology annotation, molecular function: calcium ion binding; voltage-gated calcium channel activity. Lineage: Eukaryota; Viridiplantae; Streptophyta; Magnoliopsida; Proteales; Proteaceae. The coding region runs from base 6 to 2270 and encodes 754 amino acids. The transcript has 24 exons.